Molecule: messenger RNA, 4141 nt
Organism: Amoebophrya sp. A120
Lineage: Eukaryota; Dinophyceae; Syndiniales; Amoebophryaceae
Source: the annotation of a GenBank genome assembly
CGGAUCUUGCGUCCACAAAUGUUUUGCCCUGUGCGACUUUGUGGGCGAUCUCGCUAAUGCCAUGCGGACACGGCUGUGAAACCGAAAUUAAAAACGGCACUCAAAUGGUGCAAGGACGAGAGAGUGACGGUCAAAUAAGGGUCAAAAUGCAAUAAAGUAGAGAGAGCAGAAUUACUUACAUGGAGAUGGAACGUAUUAAUGAUGGCGAACGGUGAAAAUUUCAAUUUGUGCGCGUUCCGCGGGUACGCGAUUACAUAAGAAGAUCUAAAAUUUUCUGCCCAGAUGAGACACCAAAUCAAAAAUCAGAACACUUGAACAUUUCUCAGCAGGUCAAAGGACUAGGACAUUCGUUGGUUUGCUUGUCUGUUCAAUUUUUACAAAGCAAGGCUGGCAGUACGUCUAAAUUCACGCAAGAGUUCUUGUUGUCGCUCUUGUACAACUACUGUAACUAGCAACCCGUCAUUACGCGACAUUUUGUUCAACUACAGCGCAAAAAAUCAACAUGGCGAGUCCUUCGGGUACCGGUGGUGGCACUGGUACCCCCAGUAGCACUUCCUCUUCCGCCAACGGCGCGAAAUCCAAGAUGGCGUUAAAACAGGGGCGGGAGCAGGAGCAGAACCAGAGCGACCGUCCAGAACCCCCGCCGUCCUCGGCAUCCUCCUCCACAGCCUCCACGCCGAGCAGGAGCAAAGAGACCUCGGGCGUCAAAUCUUCGUGGUGCCCCCCGCGGUUCAGCUCGGUGUCCGACAAUGAGGUGGAGGGCAACAUCUACAUGCACAACCCAAAGGCCCUGCCAAUACGGAUGAUCAACUGGUACCAGGUGUUUCAGACGCACUAUUUGUCCCACAUCUACAUCGCGGUCAUCGCGUUUCUCAUCUACUUCGCGCCCAAUGAGCUCUUCUUCGUCAGCGAGCUGGGGUACAAAGCCGUGGAAACCUUUGGAUGGGUAUAAAAUAAAUAGAAAUCUUCAAAAUUUGGUUUCAGAUAGUCAACAUCUGGAUUUUUUUUCCCACUCGGAUUCUCAAUGUAGUUCGUUGUGAUUUAGAAUUUUCCAUGAAUGUAGUAAUGAUGCGCAACAGAAGAUCAUGCAGAUGCACCAAAGAAGUAUGUUGGUGCUCUCGCGAACCAACGAUUGUGCACUCUCGUGGGUUGUCAAACGGCCACUUUUUCUGUACUCAAUUGAUCUUUAGUACAUUCAUGAAUGUAAAUGUUGCUGUCAAAAUAAAAAUCCACAGUCCCGCGUCGUUUUGGUCGUCCUGCUGCCCUUGAUCCUCUACCGUUCUUCUUCGUGGGGCCCACAUUGGCGCAGCAGUGUCUAUUUGAUCGACUUCGAGUGUGCGGCACCCCCCGAGGAUUGGCGCAUGACGGUGGAGCAGACGAAGAAGAUGCUGGAGAACCAGAGAAGUUUUACAGACGAGUCAAAAGAGUUCCAGCACCGGAUUCUGAAUACCUCCGGUAUCGGCGACGGUACCGCCUGGCCGCCCUGCAUCUUGAAUUCCCUCGGCGGGAAAUCUGUCGCGACGAGCCGCAGCGACAGUAAAACUUCCGCCUCCUCCGGUGGGUCACUGUACGAGUACGCGAGUACGAUGCAAGACGCGAGGGAUGAAACCGAGACCAUCGUGUUCGACAUGGUGGAACGACUCCUCGCGAGGACAAAAACAAAAGCGAAAAACAUCGACUUUCUCGUCGUCAAUUGCUCGCUCUUCUGCCCGACACCGUCGAUCUGCGCCAUGAUUGCGAACAAGUUCAAAAUGAAGGAGGACAUCAACAGCUUCAAUCUGGGCGGCAUGGGCUGCUCCGCCGGGGUCAUCAGCAUCGACUUGGCGAAGCAGCUGAUACAAAACAAACCUGGGGCAACGGCGCUGGUGGUCAGCACCGAAAACCUGUCACAGAAUCUGUACGUUGAUAUAGAUCUACACGUCUUGUUUGACUACUAGUAUACUUAUGUUCUUGUUCAACAACACAGAGGGUCAAGUUCAAGAUCCAGCUCCAUGAUGACUGUUCUUUUUCAGUUGUCACUCUCACUUUCACCAGGACAUUGCCGCAAACCUAAUAUCAUGAUACAACUCAUCAAAGGCAAAACAAUAAAAAAAAACAGUUACACGGGUAACGAUCGUUCGAUGAUGAUGCAGAACACGCUUUUCCGUUGCGGUGGCGCCGCGGUUCUGCUUUCGAGCAACAGCUACAACUACAACACGAAGCGAUUUGCAAAGUACAAACUCCUUCACAGCGGCCGCACCUUCAUGACGGACGACGAAAGUUUCAAAUGUGUCUACCAGGAGGAAGACAAUCUGCCGAGUAAAGUUGCAAGCUGUAUUGCUAGUACAACAAGAACAGAAGGUGAAGGAACAAAAGCAGAAAUAUCCAAAGCACAGUCAGCGACAAAUAACAAUAUAAAACCCGCAGCCGCGGCGCCGUCAGGGGAUCUGAAGGGCGUCCGUCUGCAGCGAAACAUCGUGACCGUCGCUGGGCGCGCACUGACGAAGCAAUUCACGCAGCUCGGCCCGAACAUCUUGCCGGUCAGCGAGCAGGCGAAGACGAUCGGCACCAUGGUCGCGGACUACCUGUGCAAGAAUUUUUUGCACAUUUUGUCCCCCAAACACUUCCCGCCGCGGGUAAAGAUCUACACGCCGAACUUCAAGAAGUGCAUCGACCACUUUUGCAUCCACGCGGGCGGCCGGGCGGUCAUCGAGGGCGUGCAGAAGAACCUGAAGCUAACGGAUCGGGACGUCGAGCCGUCCUUCAUGACGCUGAAGAAGUGGGGCAACACGAGCAGCUAUCAAAUGUAAAAAUGUCUGGGUCUGGAAGAAUGCGCGAUUUGUCAUGCAGCUUUUCCAUGACCCAUGAAGCCUGGAAUGCAGGAUCUAGCAUGACAGAUUCUGCGCGAUCUCUCUCAUGCCUAUCCUGCAUGACAAACUCCCUCCCGACUUGGCCAAAACUGGACCACAUUUGGUAAUCAUGCAGCACAGAUUUUUGCAUGCUUCAGAUUUAGCAUGACAAGUUGCAUUCUUCCAGACCCAGACAUUUUUACAUUUGAUAGCAGCUCCUCCAUCUGGUACGAGCUGCAGUUCAUCGAGGACUCGAAGCGCAUAAAACACGGCCACCAGGUUCUGCAGAUCGCCUUCGGCUCCGGGUUCAAGUGCAACUCCGCGGUCUGGCUCAGACUGUAGUGGGUCGCUCGUCUGUACGAAAAAUAACCUCGAGUCGUUGCUGGAACAGGUAGUACCAGUUUCUUGGCUAUACGAGGUAGCUGCCUUAUUUCAUCAUUGAAAUUUUGUUUUUUCUUUUCAGGACGAGAUAGUGGACAACGAAUCUCCUCGCUGCUAAAGUACAAAGGCCAUGAUUCGUGAAGUGUAAUCAAAGGACAAUUGUGUGACACGUAGUGGUAAAAAAAUCACUCGGACUAGUUGGUCGCUUGGCGUCGAAGAACAUCAUCCUGAUCCUUUUGUCCGAGCAUGAUAGAUAACUGUAACUGAAUGUUGUGCAGAAGCAGAGUAUAUUAAUGCAUUCGAAGUCACACUGGUAGUACUGUUACUAUAGAAGACAAAAGCAUCUCGCUUUGCCAACUAGCAGUGCACAGUGAAACAAACAAGUGUGAUGAUCUUUUUUUGCGAAACCAAAACGGAAUGAUAGCGCAGACCGCACAACUUCUUCUCGUGAUAACUAUAAACCUUUUUUUGCCGGAAACAAUACAGUCAAAAGCACCAAAGCCAACUACAACAGUAUUUCCAUACUUGACUCUACGACGAAACAAAUUAUGCCGAGCCUUAGAAACCAAAGCAGCUUUUUUGAGCGCAAAGGAAUGAAGCGAGUCUACCACCCGCCAUGAUGAAAGCUUCAUAUCCAGUACAUUUUUUUCUUGCCUUUGAUUUCGCGUUAGCGCGUGACUGACGACUUCUAGACACAACUUCGUUCCCGCCACAACCCCGAUACUGAUUGGAACCAAAGGACAUCUCCCCCCUGCCCCUUUUGAAACGCCUACGUUCUUUCCAUGCCCCCCCCCUGCCCUGCGCAUUGAAUGAACAACUUUGGCUUCUUUUGAAGAGUCGCAAAGAACUCUGUUUUAACAUCGCAAAAUGUGGAAGUAGCGCCGUAAAUCAUUGAUGACCUCUAAUCCUAAUGGAAUGCGGUACCACCAGAU